GGGAUCUCCUCCGACAUCCACCGGCGCAGCCUCUCUCCUCUCUUCCAUUUUCUCUCCAGCCAUACAGCAAUGGCGGGGACCUUCGCUCGCGCUGUGUCUUCUUCUCCUUCCUUCUUCUUCCCUUCUUCUUCUCUCCCUUUCUCUUCUCCCAAGCGAUCGUUUCUCUCUCCGCGGAAUUCGCCCAGAGCCUCCAGAUUUCCUAAGAUUUAUGCUUUGUCUACCAACGACAUCAAAGCGGGAACCAAUAUCGAAGUCGACGGAGCUCCUUGGCGUGUUCUAGAGUUUCUGCAUGUGAAACCAGGAAAAGGAGCUGCUUUCGUGAGGACUAAGAUCAGGAACUACGUAAGUGGAAGCACGGUGGAGAAAACGUUUCGCGCUGGCAUUAGCGUGGAGGAGGCAAAUGUUUUCAAGGAGACGAAGCAAUUCACGUACAAGGACGGUUCACAGUUUGUUUUCAUGGAUUUGAACACAUAUGAGGAAACACGUCUGAAUGAGUCAGAUGUGGGUGAAAAGACGAAGUAUCUGAAAGAGGGGAUGGAAUGUAUUCUGCUGUACUGGAGAGACAAGGUUAUAGAUUUUGAGCUUCCAAUUACAGUUCGACUAAAAGUGGUGGAUGUUGAUCCUGGCCUCCGUGGCGAUACUGCACAAGGUGGAUCAAAGCCGGCGACACUGGAAACAGGAGCAGUAGUAAGCGUUCCACUGUUUGUAAACGCGGAUGAAGAAAUACUGGUGGAUACGAGAACCGGCACGUACAUGAGCCGCGCCUAGGCCUAGUUUGAGACCCCAAUUCAGUGUAUCAAUGAGAUGAGAGGAGGCAUUAUACAGACACACGAUGAGAUGCCUCUCUGUUUUGUUUUUUUAAACAUUCAGUUUCAUUAACUACUUACCGCGAUUUGGAUAUCAGAGCCCAAUGGCAUAGCCUUAUUGCUGCUCA
Molecule: messenger RNA, 934 nt
Organism: Tarenaya hassleriana
Lineage: Eukaryota; Viridiplantae; Streptophyta; Magnoliopsida; Brassicales; Cleomaceae
Product: elongation factor P
Exons: 7
Coding region: 70-768 (232 amino acids)
Biological process (GO): peptide biosynthetic process; translational elongation
Cellular component (GO): cytoplasm
Molecular function (GO): translation elongation factor activity
Source: RefSeq, a predicted model, not a curated record